This is a messenger RNA of Amoebophrya sp. A120, 754 nucleotides long. Lineage: Eukaryota; Dinophyceae; Syndiniales; Amoebophryaceae. The record is from the annotation of a GenBank genome assembly.
CCUGGAUCUGGAUGAAUUAAAGCCGCGUGUUCAUAUUGAUUGGCCGGCUACUGUUUUGACUUUUGAGUUUCAUUGCUCGUCAAUUUGUAGGAUUGUUCCGAUCUCAUCUCAAGUGCAGGCGAGAAGAACGUGAAGAAUAUCGUAAAGAAGCAAGAAAAAACCGCUACCUUCAACUGAAAAAUUUCGCUCCAAAUGCAAACGAGCCCCAAGGAGGCACGGCGUCCAAGAAGGACGAGCCCGGCGAUUUUUUCGGCUCAUCUUCUCGCUUGGUUUUAUUCCGCAGUACCAUUCGCAGAGGUCUUUUUCAAAGUAUACGCUCCGGCACCAUUUCUCGUGGCAGCGGAUCCAAUCUCAGCCGAGUGGGACGCGUGCAAACAGUGCACACGAAAUGAGCGCAUCUUCUGCUACACGACCAUGCGGUGCAUGAACAAUCUGCACAUUGACAUGUCGACCACGAAGAUCUUCGCGAAAUGCCCCAACCCUCUGAUGGUCCCGGAAUCCUGCCGAUCCAAGGGAAUCUACCCUCCGACAGAAGAGCAGAAAGAACAGUACCGCCAAGAGCACGCGUACGAAGAAGAAUUGCGCGCACAGCGACGAGCCGGUGGGAUCGGCGGUGUUAGUGGUCACGGAGAGGAAUUGUAGUUGCGUUUACUUCCCUAGCCAUCGGCUGCAACACGGGACGCAUUUCUAUGUGUGUUUGAUUUGUGCUCCAGCAUUACGGCCUUUCGUUUUACGAUCCUACGGGAAAAACGAG